CUAUAUUUAUCAUUAACUUGACAAGUGAUAUUUCUUCGAUGACAAAUUAUUUAUCCAGUCUGACGUAUGGCACCAUUUAUAUAAUUCACAAUCCAAAUGGGAAAACUCGACGGUUAAACGAGUGCGAACAAAGCUGCGGUGAUUUAUCUGUCAACGCGACUUCCAGAGGGACAAGUGAAAAUCGUUGGUAUAUACGUUCCAUCUGUCCGGAAACUUUUGUUCCCGAGAGACUCGCUUCGCGCAAAUCGCCGAAAAAUUCUCCUCGAAAAACGAUUCGUCCAAUCUAACGGCUAACGUUCCGACGAAGAAAAACCGCAUCCGCGAUGUUCUGCAAGACACUGCCCCGCGUCGAAACGCAAUCAUGAAGGCAAUAAAGGACGCAUUGCUGAAAUGGACGUGCGAGAGACACGCCAUGAACCAACCUCUCGACAAGGGUCUUUUACGUGACAAAGCACUCAAAUUGACCAACGAGUACAGAGUGACCGGCUUUAAGUGCUCCGAGAGAUGGCUGACGUCUUUUCUGAAGAAGUGUGGCUUCUCUCUCGAUUCAAAGGGUUCCAUCGGACCGACUUUCAAUGAUUACCGACUCUGGAUUGACACAAUGAGAUUCAUCAUCAUGCAGUACAAAUACGAGAAUCUUUUUCAUCUGGACGAGCUGACGAUGUACUUGGAUGUUUCACCGAGCAGAAUCUCGUCCAUACAACAAGAUAAAUCGAAUCUGAAGAAAGCGACAAUUCUGAUGUGUUGCAACGCCUCCGGCACCGAGAAGUUGCCGCUAUUGAUCUGCGGCUCUUAUCCCACUGUGAUAACGGAAAACGACCAUGUAUACGGUCACAGCGAGGACGCUUUGAUAAGCGACAAUCUCUUGAAGGAAUGGCUGACUCGACUGAACGAUCGUAUGUCGAGCAGCAGUCGCAAGAUCCUGUUGAUGCUACACAGAAAUCGUACGAGUGCUUUUCGGAAUCUCAAACUGAGUAAUGUAAAGCACAUCUUUUUCCCCGACAAUUUCCCGUCGUUGGCAACGCCUCUGAAGAGAGACGUUUUCCAUUUCGUCAAAAUGACAUAUAGAAGCAAGUAUUUGGAAGAAAUCGGAAAACACGAGCGCCAAUGGAACGUCGGGAAUGUCGUGAGUAGCUUGGUGGAAGCUUGGCGAGAAGUUCCGCGUGAUCUCAUCGUCGCGAGUUUCCGGCGAACGAGUUUUCGAACCGACGACGAUUGUUUUCUCGAGAUCCAUUGCGACUCGCGGAAUAACGUGAGAAACGAAGUAUCGUUCAGAAAAUUUGUCAGUUUUGACGACGAUCUCUCGGCCAAUAAUACGUCAGCCCGAUCGUCUGGCAAAUCCACCGAGAAGAAUCAUGGUUAUAAUCUCAGAUCCAAAAACGUCGUUACGUUAAUCGACGAUUCGAAGGAAGAAGAUUUGGAGGAAGAGAAUCUCAUAAAUAAUCACUCUCGAGCGAGAGGAAGCGAUCGGACAAAGAAAAAACUCGUCGAUCGCGAAGUAAAGAACUCGCGAAAGACAUCAAACGAUAAAGCUCAAUUAAGCGAGGAUCGUUACAAAGAAACGAACAUUUCGAAGUCGAGUGAUAAAUCAACGUCGAAGAAUAAUGAGGACGUCGCUACUAUUUCAACAUCGGUGGGACUUCCGCGGAUUACUGACGUCCGAACAAUUGCAAAUGCAACUCGUAGCUCCGAGAAAAGUCAUUCUACUCAGGACGCUGCAAAUACCGCAUUGAUUGCAGCGGUAACAAUUGCGGAUUGUGAUCUUAAGCUCGACGAAACGGCUAAAGUUGAUGAAAAACGUAAGAAUAAUUGUACCUCGAACAAUGAACGAUCGAUCGAGUCCUCGCCGAAAAUCACUGGUUCGAGUUCCAGCGAUGUUGUGUCGCAACAAGUGUUUGACAAUACGAAGGAAUUGAUUGCGGGGAUGAUUUCCCGCGCCGUUGAGAGAAACGCGACCGAAUCGACCAAUUCGAACGGAAACGAUGACUAUUCUUCGCAAAAGUCGUUGAAAAGGCAACGAUCAUCACGUUUCACCGACGUUGAAGAAUCAAAAAAUGAUACCGAUGACAACGAACCCGAACGGAAAAAAUCGAGAUCCGAUUCCGAUUGGACGAAGCAGUACGAGACGACGUUCGUGUUCGGCUUGUCUGAUUUGACACGGACUAUACCCACUGUUUCCGCUGAUGUGCUCAGUGAUAAUGACGCACAACUAGCGAAACCGUGGAAGGUGUGCAAGACGGAACGGGGAAUCUUCACCAUAACGCCCAAGAAAGAUUGAAGAGUGAUUUCAACAGCAACGGGAAAUAAAUAAAAAUAUUCUAUGUUAAAAAAAGAAAAACGAAGAAAGAUAAA
Molecule: messenger RNA, 2352 nt
Organism: Pseudomyrmex gracilis
Lineage: Eukaryota; Metazoa; Arthropoda; Insecta; Hymenoptera; Formicidae
Product: tigger transposable element-derived protein 4-like
Exons: 3
Coding region: 362-2278 (638 amino acids)
Molecular function (GO): nucleic acid binding
Source: RefSeq, a predicted model, not a curated record